Striga asiatica is the source of this 1113-nucleotide messenger RNA. Lineage: Eukaryota; Viridiplantae; Streptophyta; Magnoliopsida; Lamiales; Orobanchaceae. The record is from the annotation of a GenBank genome assembly.
AUGACACUUUUCAACAUGAUAAGCGAGCUCAAACCUAGAAACAUGCACUGGGGAUUGCGGGUUCGCUUAGUUCAAUUGUACUCUGUCCCUCUAUACUGGGGAUUGCGUGUUCGCUUAGUUCGGUUGUACUCUGUCCCUAUGUACAAUGACAAGUCAAAGAUUUCAACUUUGGAGUGUGUUUUCAAUAACAGAACUUUAAGGGGAUCGUAUUCACGCCGCGGUGAAUUACGAACAAGUUUCUACUUUCCUCACUAUUUUGCAAGAAAAUAUGCUUUAAAAACUAGGACAUUCAUUAUUGCUGAAAAUAAAAUGACCUACAAAACAACCACUGCUCCCUACCGAAUUUUCUUUGUCCCGAGAUCCAAUAUCUCUGAGUUCAAGGAUGAUAGCUUCCCUACAAUGAUCUAUGACUUUAUACCUUUUCAAAGACUUGUUGACGAAACCGUACUCAUUAAUAUAAUAUUUUACACAAAGUCUUAUAUAUUGUUGGUUAUUGCAUUUACUAAUGAAAACUUAAAACCAGAUGUUAUUGGACGCCUUGCUGUGAGAUACCCACCCCGCGAGGUUGAUUAUGGCGGACUACAAACAAUCCUGAUGGAAAUACUUUUGGAGGAUCAUGAGGGAAACACAAUGUCUUGCACGCUGUGGGGUUCAACAUUCAAGGGAGAGUUGAGAUAUGAACAUUCUGCUACAUUAGCAGAGGAACUUGAAAGCCCAAAGUCAGUUUUUAAGACUACAGACCAACUCCAUGCAACUGAAGAAUUAAUUAAUGUUAGGCCGGGAGCUACUGGGUCUGUGCGAGAAACAUUCAGUUUGAUUGUGGUCGACAAUGGAGUUACAUCGCAUACAACCGACUUGAUUGGAAAAACAGCGAAUAAUUUGAAAUCAAAAGCGGAUUAUGAAGCAGAAGCUAACGUUGUUCCUAAGGAAAUUUUGAAGUUGGCAACGGCUGAUCCAGAACUUUUGGACAAGUACUAUGGUGGACCACAAGAAAGUGGGAAUUCAGACCUUUUAUCCAAACUGAAGAGUGUGAUUUUCAGCCCAAUGAGUGAGUACUCCAAUGAAAAAGUGAAUACAACUUCAACUUCUAUAGACGAGGCGAAGCUUUCAAGU